AGGCUAACAACGAACCCAUAUGCAUCAAGGGAGGUGGUGGCGAUCUAAUUGAUGGUGGUGAUUUUGGUUAUGAUUCCCUCCCACAGAUACUGGAGCUCUCUAUUCCUCCUGAUGAAGACGACGUGUGGAACAGGUCAACUGUGGGGUCUCGCCCUACCCUGAUUUCCCCAGAGAAGAUACGCCUCCCCAAGACUAAACUUGGUUUCUGGGCUGGGUCUGCCAACUCAGAUGUUGGGAAGUAUUUCAAGUGGCAUUCUCCUCCGGUCAAGUAUGACGAGUUUCACAUGGUUAUGCAUGAGCUAUGGAAGCGCCGCCACAUCAUUAGUCCAAUAGAAGCAGAGAAGUGA
Molecule: messenger RNA, 347 nt
Organism: Dovyalis caffra
Lineage: Eukaryota; Viridiplantae; Streptophyta; Magnoliopsida; Malpighiales; Salicaceae
Source: the annotation of a GenBank genome assembly